CGUGUUUGCAACGAGCAAUUUUUCACUUCCAUCGCCUUAUCUGUCUUUCCAUUUAAAAUGAAUGGUAAUACGCAAUUGUGACAUUCAUUAUCAAUAAUUUUUGCUUAUAGUGUCGUGUUAUUUCCUCUAAUAGCAUAAGUCAUAAGUUUUUAUUAAGCGUGGGGAGGAAUCAAUAAGUUCUGUAUUUUUCAUAUAUUUCCAUUCUAGUUGAGAAAUGAAAAACGGAAAAAACUCAUUAAGAAAAAAAUGCAUUCAAUAUCGUUAGUCGCGGUUGGCAUUUUGUUAGCCAUAACAAUAUGCCCGUACAACACGAAUGGAACUACAACAGAAAAUACGGAACUUGAAGAGCCCGUAAUGAUGGCACUAUCAUCAAAACCUGAAGAAAAAACUCCAUAUAAGCGGGAAGUAUGGCAGGAGAGUGAAGGUGAGGUAUUAAUUCGAAAUGAGAGAGGUGCAAAAGAGAAUGGUUCAGGAUCAACAACUGGUAAGAAGCAAAAUAAAAAAGAUAAUAAAAAUCCAAACAACACAAAGAAUGCACAUAAACAACAACACUUAAACAAAACCUCUGACACAAACUCUAAAUCUGAAAAUAUACCAAGUACGACACAAGAAACUGUCAGAAAACAUCAACAAAAACAUGAAAAACAUGAGAAUAAAAUGAAUAGCAAUAGCAACAAGAAGCAUGCAAGCACAGACAAACAGAAACAUAAAGACGAAAACUCAUGCCGUUAUACAAAAGGCACUUGGACUGAAUGUGAUCCAAAAACUAAUACUCGCUCGAGAACAUUGACUUUGAAGAAAGGCGAAGGUUCUUGUGUACAAACCAGAACAAUUCAGAAGAAAUGUAAAAAGGGAAAGAGCGAAAAGGCAUGUCGAUACGACAAAGGAAAUUGGGGUGAAUGUCAACCAAAUGGUGAAAUGACAAGAAUUGACAAGCUUAAAGCAACUAGUGAUAGUGCUACUUGCCCACCAACCCGAACCAUGAAUAAGAAAUGUAAUAAAUCAAAGCAGGAAAAGCAAAUGAAAAAUCGUAAUUCCAAAGAAAAGAAGCAAAACGAUCGCAAAAACCGUCAGUAAGUUGCACCACUCCCAUAAAUAAUAUGUACACACAUUUGACAUUGAAAAGCUGUCAAAACGAUUCAUUUUUUUCUUCUUAUAAAAAAAGAAAUGAAAAUAAUAUAAGAGAAUCUUUCAAAAAGCUCUUUUUGACAUUAAUUUUAGGCAGUAAAGUAACUAGAUGGUAAAAAAAACUAGUUUUCAUCCUAUUUUUGGUUGAAUUAUUGUUUCAUAAUCUUUACACAAUGAUAAUCGUAUACAAUUUAAUGAUGAAUGAGAAGAAAAAAAAUCCAUUUAUGUCUUUUUCCUUAUAUAAAUUAAAAAAAUGAUCAAACAUUUUGUUAUCGAAAAAAAAAACCAUCAACGUCUUUAAAUAUAUAAAUAAGUAAGGUUGCAAGGAAUUUUUCAAAACUACUAUUCUAUUCAUUAGGAAGUUUAGUGAUUAAGGAUUAAAGUUUAUGAUGAAGAUGAUCGAGGCAUUUUUAAUUCUAAUUCAUACACACAAAUACACAACACAGAACAUAUUUUAAACUGAAAUAAUAAGAAAGAAACCUAAAUACUGUAAAGAAUAAAAUCUCUUCAAACUAAGAAUAAAAAAAAAAACCUUCUUUAGCAUAAAACUAAUGACAGUGAGUGAUUCCUCCCGUAUCACCUUAUAUUAUAAUGAAUCAUGAUAAGGACGAUUAUGAUGGUUAUUAUUCCCUGGAGACAUAAAGUUAAGUAGUCUUGUUGAUGGACUGUUGAGUGAGCACAAGUUCAUUAAUGCUUCCACAUAACCAAAAGAAUGUUUAACAUCUUCCAUUUAUACACACUAGUAGUUUUCAUUAUAGAAGCUAAAAGGACGAUUUUUGGUUAUAAAGUUUCAAUUUUUGAUGAACUUGAUGUAUCCAUUUAUAGUUGGUUCCACAUUCCAACUGAAUAAAAAAUUCAUGAAGUCACACGGCAGCUGAUCUAAAUGACAACCGAAGAAAAAAAGAGACUCAGUAUCGAUUUAAAAAGCGUCUGCUGUUGCUGUCAACAGUUUUGGAAACAUGCCAACCUUUUUCCAAAUUCGGAAAUGCUCGAAAAAUGAAAAAGUUUUGGAUUCACCAACCCCUUUCUAUAUCAUAUAAAAUUAAAUGACAUUAAAUGUCAAUUUUAUUGCACUGAUGUGUUUCUUACAUAUCUACAGCAUUUGAGAAGAAUUAGUCUACUUAAAUAUCAUCAACUGGUCUUUAAGAAUCAAUAAUCUGCUUUUAUAACUUUUAUGUCUCACGGGAAGAUAAUUUGCUCUUAAAAUGUAGAUCCAAGUGUCGUAAAAUUGGACGGGAAUUCGAUUUAAUGAAAAAUUCAAGAAGUUUUGCAUUUAACAUGCUUAAAUUAGGAACAGAGGUUGAAUAAUAUAAUUCUCAUCCUCAAUCAUAAGAGAUUGCAAAAGUAAUUCAAUUUUGUCCACAUGGAUGAGUUUCAAUCUUAUUAUUGUGUUUACGAAAGUUUUAACAGAAACAGCACAGCUUCAAUGUCGCAAUCAUAUCUCGAAUCCUUGUCAUUUUGACAAUAUUUUUUGAAAUUAGUGGGAUUCCAGUCUUUGGUUUCUUUAUUAAAGAAGUUUCAUACCCUUAAUUCCACUCUGCUUAAACUCCACAAAAGUAAAUACAAAAUUUGUGGCUGCAAACUUUUACAAAACAGUCGAAAUAAUAUCAAUGAUAAGCGAUCGUGUAAUUCUACACGAAACCCUUGUCAUUAAUUAAAACUUUUGCAAUCAUUUCAAUUAAUGUUAUAUCCCUCGAAAAUUUUACAGCACUCGGAUAGAAGAGAAUGGGAAAAAUUUAGUAUUAAAGUUUAAAAAAGUCUUCUUAAAAAGAAAAAAAAAGAAUGAAAAUUUCGUUUUCCUUAAGUUAUAAUGUGCCAAUUGAACGAAACAUGUUGUCAAAUAUUGAAGGAAAUUUAUUGGAAAAUUAUUUUUGUUUUUCCAACCAAAAAGAAAUGAAAAGCAUUUAAUGAAUUUAAUGAACCAUAAUUAAAGGAAGAAAAAUUACACUCACAUUCAUAACAUUUUAUCUGCCAUAAAGUAUUUUUAAAAUGAAC
Chironomus riparius is the source of this 3123-nucleotide messenger RNA. NCBI's taxonomy places the organism in Eukaryota, Metazoa, Arthropoda, Insecta, Diptera, Chironomidae. The record is from the annotation of a GenBank genome assembly.